This is a messenger RNA of Brassicogethes aeneus, 600 nucleotides long. Lineage: Eukaryota; Metazoa; Arthropoda; Insecta; Coleoptera; Nitidulidae. The record is from the annotation of a GenBank genome assembly.
AUGGACCUGACAGUAACCGACGACACUGUGUUGGAAGAUCACAACGAAGACCCUAAACUUGUACAAAUGAGGUUGAUUGGAGAUGGAGUCGUGGAAUCCAUUAUGAAAGGUGAAGAUAUCGGUAUAACCCAUAGAAGAUCUAGAUCGUCAGCUACCCAAGGACAAAAUCACAACAAUAAAUAUAAAGGAUGCGUCGGAGAGUCGGACCGAGCGCGCGCCGCCUCCCGCGAGCCGCCGUCGGUGCCGGGCAAAGCGUCGCGACGCCUCUGCGCUCCUUGUCGCACCCGUCCCCGGUUCGAGCGCUCGUCUCCGCCGCCAUUUGCCGCCCCCGCAACGGCCGCGUCGAGGUUGGACGUACGCCCCGCGCCAGAGACAAUUGCCCCUGAAGACGAUCCUGUUCGCGGGACCAGAGGACAGUCCGCCUCAAAUUUUGGCGCGAAAAACGUUGAAAACGGCGCCCCGGUCAACGGGCGCAAACCGCGCGCCCGGAAGCUGAACGCAGCUGCAACAGCUGCAGCCAGCAACGCCGACGGCAAUCAAACGCAGCUCGAAACUUCCGGAUCUGCUCCAGCAAAAGGUAAUUUUAUACAAAUGAAGUGA